CUCUGAGCAAAGCACACGGUGGAAACUAAGGCUCUGCUAAGGGAAUCAUUCUUCUUGUGAAUGUGACACAUGCUCCAGUUUCCACAUGCUGCGAAUAUACGUCUUCAUCAGUUUGAUGUGCUUGGUGAGAUCAGGCCAUCCUUAGAACCUACUCAGUGGGAUGAAUGCUUGAAGGUGGUGCUUGAAGAGCAAAGAAGAGGGUCCAAAAACGCCACCAUGCUCAACAGUUUCAGAUGCUACUACUGAAAGGCUCAGGGCAAGGCACACCCCGUUCCCCACCGCCGUCUCAGAUACAGAUGAAACAUGUCCUUCAUUCACAAGACUGAGCUUUCACAGUGCAGUGGUUGGUACGAAACUAAAUGUGAAGUUGAUGCUCUACACAAGGAGAAAUCUGACCUGCGCACAGACCAUCAACUCAACAGUUUUAGGGAACUUGAAUGUAACCAAGAAAACCACCUUCAUUGUCCAUGGAUUCAGGCCGACAGGGUCCCCUCCAGUUUGGAUUGGGGACUUAGUAGAGGGUUUGCUCUCUGUAGAGGACAUGAAUGUCGUUGUUGUUGAUUGGAAUCGAGGAGCUACAACUGUAAUGUACCACCAUGCCUCCAGUAGGACCAAAGACGUAGCCAAUAUCUUGAAGGAAUUUAUCGACCAAAUGUUGGCAGAAGGAGCUUCUCUUGAGGACAUUUACAUGAUUGGAGUAAGUCUAGGAGCCCACAUAUCCGGAUUUGUUGGAAAGAUGUACGAUGGGCAGCUGGGAAGAAUUACAGGUCUCGACCCUGCAGGCCCUUUAUUCAAUGGAAAACCCCCGGAGGACAGAUUAGACCCCACCGAUGCCCAGUUUGUUGAUGUCAUCCAUUCCGACACUGACGCAUUGGGCUACAAGGAAUCAUUAGGAAACAUAGACUUCUACCCAAAUGGAGGAUUAGAUCAACCUGGUUGCCCAAAAACAAUAUUUGGAGGACUACAGUAUUUUAAGUGUGACCACCAGAGGUCUAUUUACCUGUAUCUCUCUUCCCUGAGAGAGAACUGUACUAUCACGGCAUAUCCUUGUGACUCCUACCGGGAUUAUAGGAAUGGCAAAUGUGUCAGCUGCGGCAUACCACAAAAAGAGUCCUGUCCAAUUCUGGGCUAUUAUGCCGAUCAUUGGAAAGACUAUUUAAAGGAGAAAUCUCCUCCUGUGACUAAAGCAUUUUUUGACACAGCUGAAGAGAAACCGUUCUGCAUAUAUCAUUACUUUGUGGAUAUUAUAACUUGGAACAAGAACGUAAGAAGAGGGUCCAUUACAAUCAAAUUGAGAGACAAAGCUGGAAGCACCACAGAAUCCAAAAUCGAUCAUGAACCUGCAACAUUUCAGAAAUACCACCAAGUGAGUCUGCUUGCGAGAUUUAAUCAAGAUCUGGAUAAAGUGGCAGCCAUUUCUCUGAUGUUCUCUACAGGAUCUGUAGUAGGUCCGAAGUACAAGCUCAGGAUUCUCCGUAUGAAAUUAAGGUCUCUUGCCAAUCCAGAGAGGCCCCAGUUGUGUCGGUAUGAUCUUGUGCUAAUGGAAAACACUGAAACAGUCUUCCAACCAAUUCUUUGCCCAAAAUUGCAAAUGUAACUGUUGUCAGUACAUAUGGGCACCAGCAACAUGAAGAAUGCUAUGGCAGGUUGUUUUAAAGCUUCGCCUUACCUUUUCCUCAAGGCACAAAAAGUAUGGAAUAACCAGGGUUUUUUUUCUAGUAGUGUCCUAUGGAUGUCAGGUUGCACAAUAUCAAACGGCCUUGGAUUUUAGAACAGUCCUGUAAAGGGGGCCCCUAAGUAGGGCAAGUCAGAAAUAGCUGGGCUCUGGCCGCCCAAGCCCUUGUCUGGCUGCGUCCUGAGGCCUUGUUUGUCCCGCCCUGUGAUUCUGCUGCCUGUCACGGUGGCUGGAGGACCAGCAUCUUCAAGGGAAGGAGUGGCUGGAGACCUCACUUUGUACUGGAUCCCACAUUCCCUGUGCCAAAUUCCUCCAGGUCCCUGCGUGUACGAGGACAUGGAGACUGACCUACCUCACCGGGCUGUUGUGUGGGUCUGGGAGGCACGUCUGUGAAAGGUUCUUUGAAAUCCCAUGGGUACCACAUCCGUGAGUGGUUUGAUAAAUGUGAAUAUGCUUUUAUUUAUUUUGAUAUUCCUUAUCUAAUAUACAGUAAAAAAACUUCUGCUUACCAACACUAGCUUCUCUCUCGGUCUGUUUGCUCUGGGAAGGCAAGAAAGCCACACCCCUGGCUUCCCACCUUCUUUAAAGUGGGGGAAAUGUUUAUUUUUUCCUUGAUACUAACAUAAUCCAUGAUUACUGAAGGAAAUUUAGAAAAUGCAUAGAGGAAAAAUGGACAUGUACUAUCCACAAUCCCACCUGUUAGAGGUAAUUAAUGUUAACCUUUCGGAACGACGCUAAAUAACUCGUGUUGCUAACAUGUGAAUUCAAAGCAUAAACCGGUUUGUUCUUAGAGCCUUGGAAGCUUCCAGUUUGAGGAAUUCUUAGGCUUCCCUAGGAAUGUGUGACUAUGUGUGAACCACAAAUCUAGGAUGACAGCAGCAGCCAAGUCAAGAGGCCCCAGAGGGCCAAGGUCAGAGAGGCCAGAACCAAAGAAGCCAGAUGUGAAGAUAGAGCCAAAGGGGUGGGACCACACAUCCCACAGCUGUGGCCUCUGCACCAAGGUUCCUGAGAUUCCUGAGUAUCCCAGGCCUGGUAACCUCAUCCAAGUGACUCUCCUUCAACUGCUUUCUGUGAGGACAGCCAUUAUUUUAAAGAAAUGGACUCUCUAUUUCAUAAAUUAUAGAAC
Molecule: messenger RNA, 2801 nt
Organism: Rhinolophus ferrumequinum (greater horseshoe bat)
Lineage: Eukaryota; Metazoa; Chordata; Mammalia; Chiroptera; Rhinolophidae
Gene: LIPH
Product: lipase H
Exons: 11
Coding region: 371-1597 (408 amino acids)
Biological process (GO): lipid metabolic process
Molecular function (GO): lipase activity; carboxylic ester hydrolase activity
Source: RefSeq, a predicted model, not a curated record